CAAAUUUUUAACAUUCCAAUCCAACCAAAUAUAAUAAAUUCCAUGUAUUUUUGUCUGUAAACGCAAACGCUUAGUUCUUGACGAGAAAGAGUUUCGGAAAGACCUUUAGCCUCGCAGUUCAUUAAAAUCAAAGAAACGUUCACAUUGUGUGCAAAUAUGGCUUAUAUGGAUUCACUCCCUGACGAAGUCCUGGAGUUUAUUCUCUCCCUAAUACCACCCUACAACGAUCUCCACGAUUGUAUGAGGGUCAGCAAAAGGUGGAGAAGAUGUGUCCUCAAUGUGGUCAAGCAGAAGCAGAGAAAUCUGUAUAGGGCAAUUUGUGAGUUUGAUGUAAGGUGGGAACGUUUAACACCUGCUGAAAUGGCUCCAACAAUAUCUAAAAGAUAUUCACAUACAGCUGUCGUCCAUGAUAAUUCUAUGUUUGUUUUUGGAGGCUGUACUUGUGCAAUGACAACAUUCAACGAUCUCUGGCGCUUAGAUUUAUCCAAACGAAGAUGGAUCCGCCCCCUGGCUACUGGCACCUACCCCUCUCCGAAAGCUUGCAGCUCAAUGAUUCGCCACAAAGACAUGCUCAUCCUGUUCGGCGGCUGGGCCUACCCCCCUUCGUACCCAUUGUACCAGAGCUGGCAUUUAUUCAACGAACUCCACAUUUACGACAUCAAGGCAAACCGUUGGAACUCGGUCACAUCUUUGAAUACUCCUCCUCCCAUAGCCGGACAUUCGGCGUCUAUUAUAGGAGAUUGGAUGGUCGUGUUUGGCGGUCUGCAAAAGCCUUGCAAUGCUGUACAUUGUGAAAAGUCGAAUGAUGUCUGGAGGGUGAAUUUGACUACGUGGAAUUGGCAUAAACAGCAGAUUGAGAGUGGGCCGAAACCAAACGGAAGAUUCGGACAGACACAAGUGAUAAUAGACGAUGAAAAUUUACUGAUAUUGGGGGGCUCCGGGGGCCCGGCAAUCCAACAUUACGAUUGUUGGAUAUUAAAUAUGACGGGAGAUGUGUGGAAAUGGAAGAAAGUUGAGAUCUUAGGCAAAAAUAAUGAACCCAACAAUAUAUGGAGCAACCCAGGAUGUAAGAUUGGGGAUAAAAUAGUAGUUUUAAAUAGAAUAAAAGAGUCCGACAAAUGCCAUAUAGCCUACUACCCUAAGACUACGUGGAACUUGGACAGCGGUAGAACCGCUCCGGAAGAUAGUCGGUUGUCUAGGAUUGACUUGGCCAAUAGGGCCACCGAUAGGGACGAAAACGUUAAUGGACGGAGAGGAACGUUGAGGAAUCAGAAGAGGGAAGUCGAAGAUGGUGAAUAUAAUGUUGCGAGCUCUAGCAGCAAAUUAAGGAUACAAAGUCGGCCCACAACAUCGACUAUCAACUUGACUGCGUUCAACGGUCUAGACGCCCGACAGCAAUACGCAGAAAUGAUGCGAGAAAAACGCCUAGCCACUUUACUCAAAGUCGAAGAGAACAUGACGAAAGGUGCCUACAAAAGAGAGAAGAAGACUCAUUACCUAGGAGUGUACACGUUAGACAUUUCUAAAGUAUUAAACGACCCCCCCACAGCCACGUGGAUACCACCGAAGAACAUUAAAAACGGCCCCGAAGAGACGAUAUUGUAUACAUUGGUGGAAGGCAAGUCGGAGCUCAUUAUGUUCGGGGGUAUACAAAAGGAUGCCAAUUCCAUAGGAUUUUCCAAAAAUAUGAACAACCAGAUAUCAAACAGCUUGCAUUUCAUCACUGCACCUAGCUACGUUAUUUAAGAAUAUAUUCGGUACUUCCCCGGGUUUCAGUGCGCACAGUGUUGCCAGCUGUGCUGAUUUUGAGACUUUAUCGAUACUCCUAGUGUUCAGCGUUUACAGUUUUACCAAACGUUUAGGGUUGGGAAUUAAGGUGUAGUAUAUAAAGACGCUAAAGAUGCACAGUGAGUGAUAUAUGAGAAAGUUGCUCAAAAUAUAGAUACAAGCCAUAUUAUUUUUAAGGGAUGAGUGAAACAAGUGCAUGAAUCUUAAAGUUUGCAAACUUGUGCUAUUUUUCCACUCUUUGGUCCCGAGUCUUCCUGAAGAGCCUCUAUUUAUGUCCAGUACAUUCCCACAAUUUUUUUAUAUCGCCAAAACGCAUUAUUUAAGACCUUUCUCCUGUUCUUUUUUUUUAGUCCUUUCUCUCCUCUGUCUUGUAUCCUAGCUCCACCACUUACGUUCUCUAGUUCAUUUUGGUACAUUUUUAUUGACCUUUCUUUUUCAUCGUAUAAUUCAACCUCUUUCUCCUGUCCGGUUAGAAGAAGCAAUUACAAUUCGGCAUUUGAAAAACAGGUUCCAAGCUUUAUCAUCAUCCUUGUAUGAAUUACUUUUAAUAUUUUUAGUGUUUUCAAGGCGUCUUCCAAUGAUAAAGUAAACAAUUCUUGUUCUGUAACAUCCGUUUUCCUAGUUUUUUAUGUAUAUUGAAGUCCAAACUUUAUAGUCCAUAGUACAUCGUCCUUUUUGGAAAAUUAUUACAAAAGACAAAUGGUUUUAACUGUUUCUAGACGGAGAGGCAGCGCUGAAAAAUAUCUUUGAAUUUACUAAUUCUAAUUUUUUUGACAGUUCAUUACUGUGAUUGUGUAGAGAAACAUAUUGCGGUCGGUCAAGCGAAACGUAGAACAGGGGUUACUGAGAGGGUAUCAAAGUUGCUUUCCUACGAAGGUAAUUAAAUCCAUUUUACUAAGGCUGAAAAUCGGUACACACAUUCUAAAUUGAAUAUAAAUAAAAAUUAUUAUAGUCGGUCAGCUGUAUGACGGGACAGAGCCGGUCGGUCGGCCCCAAUGAAUGUACAGGGAUAUUCACUAUAUUUUGACCCCUUGUAAACUGCUUAAUUUACAGAAUUAGGAAAAAAUGUAAAAUACAAAAGCUGUUCGAUUUUUUAAUUAUGAUUUUUUGACAUAUAUAUCGUACUAGUGACGUCAUCCAUCUGGGCGUGAUGACGUAAUCGACUAUUUUUUAAAUGAGAAUAGGGGUCGUGUUCUAGCUCAUUUGAAAGGUUAUUCAAUUCUCUAUACAGUACUAUAAACAUUAAGAUCAUUAUUUAUACAGGGUGUAAAAAAAAAUUUGAAUUAUUAAUUGAACAAUUAAUUUAAUUUAAAAAAAUUUUUGGACAUCCUGUAUAAUUAAUCAUGUUAAUGUUUAUAUUACUGAAUAGGGAAUUAAAUAACCUUUCAAAUGAGUUAGCACUCGACCCCUAUUCCCAUUUAAAAAAAUAGUCGAUUACGUCAUCACGCCCAAAUGGAUGACGUCACUAGUACGAUAUACAGCGUGUCUACUUAAGUUGGAAACAUAUGGGAAACUUUUUUGUUACUCAUUUUACGAAAAAAACUUAUUCUUUAUAAAAAGUUCUGCAUGCUCUAAAACCUAAGAUUCAAUCAUCAGAUAUCAAAUUUUGUCAAUAUUAUACGAGGUAUGUCAAAAAAUAUGAACUUCGUUCAAGAGUAAAGUACCUUUAUUUCUCUCAAUAUCGAAAAUUCUUGUUAUGAAAAGUUGUUUGGAAAUAAAAACUAAGAUCAAAUAUGCAAUUACAUACUUCUAAUUGGAAAAAAAAUAUUUUCCAAAUUUUUCUCAAAUUUAUUGAUACUUAACUUCGUUUAUAUUUAUUACACAUACGAUAACUCUUUUAUUAUUACUUUUACGAAAGAAAGGUAUUCUUUAUAAAAAGCUCUGUAUGUCCUAAGACCGAAGAUGCAACUAUCAGAUAUCACAUUUUAUUAAUUUUAUACGAGAUAUGUCAAAAAAUAUGAAUUUCACUCAAGAGUAAAGUACCUUUAUUUUUCACAAUAUUGAAAAUGGUUAUUAAAAAAAGUUGUUUGGAAUUAAAAACUAUGUUUCAAUAUGCAAUUAUGUACAUUCUUCUAAUUGAAGUAUUGUGAAAUAUAAAGGUACUAUAAUCUUGAGCGAAUUUCAUAUUUUUUGACACACCUCGUAUAAAAUUAAUAAAAGUUGAUAUAUUAUGGUUGUGUCUUAGAUUCUAGACCAUGCAGAUCUUUUUAUGAAAAAUAACUUUUUUUCGUAAAAUGAAUAAUAAAAGAGUUAUCGUAUUUGUAAUAAUUAAAAAAGUUAGGUAUUCAUAAAUUUGAGAAAAAAAUUUUUUUUUCAAUUAGAAGCAUGUAAUUGCAUAUUUGAUCUUAGUUUUUAAUUCCAAACAACUUUUUAUCAUAAGAAUUUUCGAUAUUGAGAGAAAUAAAGGUACUUUACCCUUGACCGAAAUUCAUAUUUUUUGACAUACCUCGUAUAAUAUUGAGAAAAUUUGAUAUCUGAUGAUUGAAUCUUAGGUUUUGGGGCAUGCAGAACUUUUUAUAAAGAAUAACUUUUUUUCGUAAAAUUAAUAAUAAAAAAGUUUCCCAUAUGUUUCCAACUUAAGUAGAUACGCUGUAUAUGUCAAAAAAUCAUAAUUGAAAAAUCGAAUAACUUUUGUAUUUUACAUUUUUUUCUAAUUCUGUAAAUAAAACAGUUUACAAGGGGGUCAACAUAUGGUGAAUAACCCUGUACAUUCACUGGGGCCGACCGACCGACCGGCUCUGUCCCGUCAUACAGCUGACCGACUAUAAUAACUUAUUUAUAUUUAAUUUAGAAUGUAUGUAAUGAUUUUCAGCCUUAGUAAAUGGAUUCAAUUACCUUCGUAGAAAAGCAACUUUGAUACCCUCUCAGUAACCUCUGUUCUACACAGUAGAAGUGAAACCAAUCACAGUAAUCAACUGUGAAAAAUCUAGCUUUAGUAAAUUCAAACAGCGCUGCCUCUUGAACUAUUCGUUUGGGCGAGUCUACCACUUUCUGAAAAAUUUCAGAGUGCAGGUUGGACGCGUUUCCGCGUCCCGCGUUAUUAACAUAUUUACGUUGUCGGACUAACGAAGCGCGGCUGUAAAUUUGUCGGACAAGAGAUCGACAAUCUUUAUUAAUUAAAUAAGUACUUUAAAUUGAAAAAUUGAAAAUUAAGAGUUUUGUAAUAAAACUACCGCGCUAGAGUGACAUCUUACUGGCGUCGGACUCUACAGUUUUGUUAUUACAAAUAUCUUAAUUUUUAAUUUAAAGUACUUAUAUAUUUAAUUAAUAAAAAUUGUCGAUCUCUUGUCCGACAAAUUUACAGCCGCGUUUCGUUAGUCCGACAACGUAAAUCUGUUAAUGACGCGGGACGAGAAAAGGCGUCCAACCUGCACCCUGAAAUUUUUCAGGAAGUGGUAGACUCGCUCUAUCGAAGCGGUUAAAAGCAUUUUUAAGACUUGUGAUGAUUUUCCAAAAAGGACGAUGUAUUGUGGACUAUUAUUCCCUCGUCUAUUUCAGGCUUCUUUUGCUUCUGAAUUGGUAUUCUACUACAAUCUGUAUUUUCGACUGUUUUGUGACUUGUUUCUUGCAAUUUACACCUUUUUAUUUGCAAUUAUUAUCAAUACUAUUAUUAUUUAAAUACAAAUACCUGCACACUAAUAAAUACUGUAUUAUAUUGUAUAAUAUAUUAUUAUCUAUCCAAUUUCAAACUAUAUUUAAUAUUUUUGAAGAAUCAUACAAGAAUCUAGGAAUAUAUUGAGUGAUACUAAAGAUUUCAAACGUGUAUUAUUUGCAAUACAUAUUGUACCAUUCAAAAUUAUUUUAUAAGUGGCUGCCACUGGUGAUUUUAUAAGACUCUUACUGCAGUAUUAUUUAUUCUCCUUAUUAAUAGUCCCCUUCUUGUUUGCAAAUAUAUUAAUUUUUCCUUAGAAUUUUCGAAGAAAAUAUUCUUUGGCGAACUUUAUUAAUUAUUAUUACAAAGAAUAUCUUUCGUUUCAGAAUGUAUUACGGAAAUAUACAACUUGUUUUGUUUUUAAGUUCUCUUAAAUUUCUUGUUUUCUAUUUAUUACGCCUUGAAAGUACUUGUUACAUUCAUAAUGAACAACGAUCAAUAACAUAAUGUGAUUAGAUCACAGAAGUAAUAAUUUUUCAAAGACACGCUUUGAUACAGAAAAAUAACAAAAAUACUUUUACAAACCCUCAUUUUUUAAAAGGAUUUUCUAUACUUUUACAGAAAAAUUGUGUCACUUUUCUUUAUAAUUUGCCGGUCAUCACCUUUAAUAGUAGUAACUGCUAAAAUUUAAAAAUUAAAAAUGAAGAAUAUGGAUACGUGAGUAUUUCUAAUUGUGUAAGAAGCAAAACCAAAAAAAUUAUAUCUCAUUUAACAAAAAAGAUCAAAAUUUUGAGUUAUGUCACUUUUCUUUUUAAAAUAUUGGUUACUUUUUAAACGUUAACCAAAAGUACCAACUGUUUUCGUGAUAAAUAUACGUUCACAUCGAACGUCAGAGCAUAACUCAAAAAGUGUCAUCUUACGAAGUUAGAAGUAAACAUCUAUGUGACACUUUUCCUGGUAAAAGUAUGGAAUUUUUAGAGUCAAUUUAACAAGAUAACUGGAAUUGAGUUAUGCCACUUUAACCCGUAUCAAAGAGUGUCACGAAAAACGCUUUUAUUUUACUAAUUUCUCUGGUCUAUCAAUACAUACAUAUCUGGUUGUUCGAACGCUAAUCAAGAAGUUGAUUAUAAUCAAGUCCCUUUAAUAACCAUCAAAUAAAAAAAUCUGUUGUUCGUACGCCAACCAGUUGAUUGUAAUCAAUUAUGUUAAUUAUCAUUAUUAUAAUUAACAUAAUUGAUUGGUUAAUUAAUUAUUAAUUAACAUAACAAUUAUUAACAUAAUUGAUUAACUAAUCAAUUAAUCUCAUAAAUAUAAUCAAUUAUGUUUUCAGCAACCCAAUCAAAGUUGACAUUGACAGUUGGUGACAGUAAUUAAAUAUUUGAUAAUGAUCAGUUGAUUCCAGUUUUGAUUAGCGUUCGAACAAGCGGCCCAUAGGGCCGGUUGUUCGAACACUAAUCAACAAUGAUCACUAUCAAAUAUUUAAUUACUGUCACCAACUGUCAAUGUCAACUUUGAUUGGGUUGCUGAAAACAUAAUUGAUUAUAAUUAUGAGAUUAGUUAAUCAAUUAACAUAACAAUUAUUAACAUAAUUGAUUAACUAAUUUCAUAUUAGAUAGUUUGGGUUGCUGAAAACAUAAUUGAUUAUAAUUAUGAGAUUAGUUAAUCAAUUAACAUAACAAUUAUUAACAUAAUUGAUUAACUAAUUUCAUAAUUGUAAUCCAUAAUUAUGUUUUCAGCAACCCAAACAAAGUUGACAUUGACAGUUGGUGACAGUAAUUAAAUAUUUGAUAAUGAUCAUUUUUGAUUAACGUUCGAACAACCGGCCCUUAGUGUUUGAUAGGGUUCAAUUUAGUUUUACACAUAUGCAUAAAAGUUAUGCACGUUUUUUUAAGUGAUUGGAUAGAUAAAUAAUAUGCUGCCAUGUUUUUAGAGUGGAUAAUGUUAUCAUAUUCUAGUCUAUAUACUUACCAUGGCCAUAAUCUUCAUAUGUCGAAUUGUUCUGACAAUUACCACACUAUUUUAGCCUGCAAUUACCAUAUCGGCCAUUUCGUGACAUUUGCAAAUUUAGUACACCGCACACAUCUUAUGGAAAACAUAAUGGGUGGAAUGCAUAAAACGUAGUAGAUGCUAUUGCUUCAGCAAAUAGUGUCUAAUUUGUAGCAUUUUCUUUUACAUAAAAGUAAGUGCUGUGUUUAGAAGACCGUACUACACAACCGAAGUACCUGCUACGAACCUGAAGGAUCUACUACUAAACGUAGCGCCAGCCGUAGUGCCCUUAUGUGCAUCACACCAAUCGUAUUAGAACUAGUUUUUCAUGUGCUUUUGUGUUUUGUGAAUUCACAUUUUUACGUACCUAAUUAUUAUUAGAAUAAGUGAGUAGUGAGUAAAAAUGAGUGGUUCAGAUUCCGAAGCAACAAAAGGGUUAGGCGAGGAUAAAAAUGAACAAGUAUUUUUUGUUAAUCUUCUUGAAAACUAUCAAAUUUUAUUUGAUAAAAGAAUGAUCCCAAAAAUUAAAAACGAAAAAGAAGCUACAUUGAAUAAAUUAACUGCUGCCGUUAAUGAAAUAAUAAAAAAAAACCUAGAUUCAGAACCUAGAUUCAAAAAAACUGGUAACAAAAAAAUCGUACUAACUGACUGGCAAAGAAAAUUCUAUGAGUUAUGGAACAUAGGAGAAAAUCCAGUCUUGCACAGGGUACCAGGUGCUUGUCAGGCCGGUGUAACAGAGGAGAUUGGGGUUUCAUCACAAAAAAUAAUGAUAAAAACGUUCUCUUUAGCUCCAAUUCUGGUUGCCAAAAACUAACAGGGAGAGCUCCCAAAUAUCCUAGGUCGAAGGAGGAGUCGCUAAUUGAACUACAGAAGACCUGCUUACGAAAACAAAUUGAAGCAGCCGAGCUCAAAUUUCUUGUGCUCGAGCUCAACAGUCUUCGGCAGAAGCUCAGGAACGAGCUGCGAAUGUAUUGAUAAAGUUUGCUGAAGCUGGUGAGCAGUUAGUCAACCAUAUAGAAAUUUGCUUCUGAAUGAUAUAUUUGAAAUUAAAAAUCAUAUUAAAUUUUCUCUUCGUUUUCACCCCUGUAUCUUAUUUAAAUAAACAAUAUAGAAGUUUUUAGGGACUUUCGGCCCUCGGUAAUAAUGUAAUCUUUUAUUCUGCGUUUAAAAUUUUCAAAAACUCUUAUUAGUUUUCUCAGGAUUUAAAAAAAUGAACGCAUUUAAAAAUCAUUUGACCGAAAUUUUUCCGAAGUAUUAUACAUUUUUGUAAUCAGUAUUUCAGAAGCUUUUAAAUUGUGUGUCAUAUGAUGUACUUUCCCAUUUAAAAAAUCGAAGUUAUAACUGUCACCUGAAGAGGAAUUGCGUAAAGUUCGAAACAUUGAUGCUAUAAUAUACUAUGAUUAUUUUAAAAAUUGACCUCUCCGGGCGUUUUGAUUAUAUACUAAAAAUAAUUGAGUAAAUAUUUAUGGUGGUAACACUUAUUCCAGCGCACUGUAUGAAGAAAACUGCACGAUUCAUGAUAAUUACCUAAAUAUUUUACGACAAAUAUCGUCAUUGUAUCUUUCUCCUGGUAUGUAGAUUUUUCUACGACGAACAUUCAUAAAUGUUUAAAUAAUUUAACAAAAAACACCUACGCCGAAGUCGUUCAUCCACCAACUUCACCUAAACUGAAGCAAAUUCUACUAUACUAGCAAAUACUUCAAAAGCGUAGUACAUCCUUCUAUGUAUCUGGUAAAUAGUAGCAGAUGCUACGGAGGAAAGCAAAUGUUUUGUAAGUGUAGCAAAUUCUUCAAAAAUGUAGUACGUACUUGAAGCAUUAGCAGGUACUACGUUUUAUGCAUUCCACCCAUUGUCACCCAAAUAAAAUAAAAUUCACAUGAAUAGGUUCGUCUCGAAAUUACAAUAAUUUCAUAUCAUUGCGCCAACUCUGAAUUUUGAUUAAUAAAGGGGUAAAUUGAUAUAAAUAAGUCAAAAUCUAAAAGUUUUCAACCUAAUAAAAAUAUUGAAAAAUAUUAAAAAUAUUCCUAAAAGAUAUUUAAUUGAAAACUUAUUGGACCAUUUUCCUGGUAACACCUCCAUGGCUUCUAAAAAUUGCAAGCCAGAUGGAUGCUGAAGCGAAGAAGACAAGAGGGAAUUCAAAAAACUUACAAUUCACGACCCCGUCUGUUCAGCUGGUAAAUUCCAACGGAAAAUGGAUCUAGUUACUCAAAGAAGUAAAACCAAUAUAAAGUGAAAUAAAAAUGUAUACCAUUUUUUUAUUCAGUUGCAAUGCGAAGGCAAAGCUGUCUUAUUUUUCACUUAGAACAGAGAGCGCAAACCAGCACUAUAAAUCGACGAUUUUCGACUCUAUUUGGAGUCAUCAUCACAGAGGCGUAGGUUUGCUGCUCUCUGCCCCAAGUGACGAAUCUCCGAGAGCUUAUCCCCGCAUUGCAACUGACGUUUAUGGAGUAUUUGUCUAACAUCUGGUAACUGAAAGUCAAAGUUUUAAAGUUUUCAACCUAAUAGAAAUAUUGAAAAAUAUUAAAAAUAUUAUUAAAAGAUAUUUAAUUGAAAACUUAUUCGACCAUUUUCCUGGUAACACCUCCAUAGCUUCUAAAAAUUGUAAGCCAGAUGGAUGCUGAAGCAAAGAAGACAAGAGGCAAUUCAAAAAACUUACAAUUCACGACCCCGUCUGUUCAGCUGGUAAAUUCCAACGGAAAAUGGACCUAGUUACUCAAAGGAGUAAAACCAAUAUAAAAUGAAAUAAAAAUGUAUACCAUAUUUAUUCAGUUUAGAGAAAACUUUAAAAUUUUGACUUUCAGUUGCCAGAUGUCGUUAGACACCUACUCCAUAAACGUUAGUUGUAAUGCGGGGAUAAGCUCUCGGAGUUUCGUCACUUCGAGCAGAGAGCAGCAAACCUACGCCUCUCUGAUGACGACUCCAAUUAGUCGAAAAUCGUCGAUUAGUGCUGGUUUGCGCUCUCUGUUCUAAGUGAAAAAUAAGAUUGUUUUGAAUAAGAAGUUUUGCCUUCGCAUUGCAACUGAAUAAAAAUGGUAUACAUUUUUAUUCCAUGAUAUAAAUAAAUCUAAAAUCAAAUGAGAAUGUACGUGAAUCAACGAGAGAGAAAAGAUUUUAUAAAUAUUUCUUCGGAUAUUAAGGCAGAGGCUUAAUGUUAUCUUAUAGAUCAGGGGUUCCCAACCGGUGGUACGCGUACCACUGGUGGUACGCGGGAACAUUUCAGGUGGUACGCGUCGGGUGGAUGAAACAAGCGAUUACUCACAGUACGGUUUUAUAGUGAAGUUUGGCACAGAAAAUAAUGCCAAUUCUAUCCUCAAUGUGUUACUUAUUUCGAAACGCUUUCGAACCAAAGCCUUCUAUGCUGAUACGUCAUGAAUACACAAAACACUCUGAUUUGGUUUCCGAUCGAAUUUUUUAAAAGAAAAUCUACUUUUUUCAGAAAAAAAUAAAUGCAUGACUAGCUUUGUAAAUACUGAUACAAACUUAAUGAAGGCGUUCUACCUUGCUAUAAGUUUAUAGUUAAAAAAUGGCAAAGGAUGGAAAGCCUCACAUAAUAGCUGAGACUCUUUUACUACCGGCCGCUGUGGAAAUGACACAAACCGUUCAGAGUUUUUGUUUUGCAAAUCACUUUAAUCAAACACUACAGCGGAACUUAUUUUUAAUACAAUAAAUGAGUAUGAGCUCAAAAUACGCGUUGCUAGAUCAAAGUAGAUUGGUUUUUGUACAGAUGGAGCAUGUCAGGAGCGAUGUCACGAAAAUGGACAGGGCUAGCAGCAAACAUAAAGAAAGUUGCUCCUGAAUGCCGAAGUACACAUUGUGUCAUACACCGAGAAGAAUUAACUGCUAAAAGUAUGUCGGAAAAUAUGAUCUACGUUUUAUCACAUGCUGUGAAAGUUAUUUUCAUAAAGGCUGGUUCUGGUAAUUCAAGAUUAUUCUCCUUGAUGUGUGAAGAUAUGGGUGGUAAGUUCAAAACUCGUUUUUUGCAUACUGGGUCUUCAGGGAGUAAACACAACUCCCUUCACAGUCAAUGAGAAAAUAAACUCCUUUAAGAAAAAAAGUUGGUUCCUUUAUAUUCUGAAAUACAGGGGAAGACUGUCUCUGAUUUUCCUACGUUGUCAUCAUUCUUUGAAGAAAACGAAAUAUUUAUCUCCAAUAUGAUGUGGUUGCUUGGAUUUGAAAUAAUUUGUCACUUGGAAUCUCUUCAAGAAAGUUUUAAUAAAUAUUUCUCUGAAGAUUAUUCCAAACUUGACUGGAUCAGAAUAGAAAUUAAUUGGAAUUACAGAAAACAUUCAUCGAUUUAACAGAAGACAGUUCUAUGAAAGACAUGUUUUAAAGAGAAAUCCUUAAUUGACUUCUCUAUCGGGUGGAAAUCCGAGUAUGAAAUGCUCUCCCGACAAGCUAAGCUGUUUUUGAUGCCAUUUGUUAAGAGUUACUUGUGUGAAACUUGUUUUUCUGAACCAUUGUAUGUAAAAAAUAAAAAUAUAAAUAUAGAAAUCAACUUACAAAUGUUAAAGAGGACUUAAGAAUAAAAUUAUGUAAGUUCAAUUAUUCCUGCAAUUGACACUUUAAUCACAGGCAAACUGCAACAAGUUUGCCAUUAAUCGCGAUUUACAAUGACUAAUGUUGAUUUUUUUGGAUUUGACGUGUUUCUGAUACUAAGUAUGUUUCUAAAAAAAUUAGGAUCGGGGGGAGGGGUCCUUCCAUUCCACGCCCCUCCCUCCACCCGGGUUAUGUGGUACGCCAAAAUCUUCAAAAUAUUUCAGGUGGUACGCAGUUGCUAGAAGGUUGGGAACCCCUGUUAUAGAUAAUAAAGCAAGUAUAAUUUGGUCAGUCGUUCAAAAGUGUAGAGUUCCUCUAAUCGACUUAGCUCACGCUGGGAAGCUGUUUUCAAUAGCCACUAGACUGAGAGUAUUUAUGAAUGGCAGUUUUAUAAAUGAAAUUUCGAUAAACUUUAAUUACAAUUUACGCCGUUAUUAUCAAAAUUCAGAGUUGGCGGAAUGAUAUGAAAUGAUUGUAAUUUGUAUUGCAUUUGAGUGACAUUACAUUUACCAUAAGAUGUGUGCAACGUCCUUUAAUACUAUUCCAAGUUCAGUAUUAGCUGUCUUGGACAAUAUUUAUUAUUUUUAUUGCUUUUACGAAAGAGUUUCCUUAUAAAAGGAUUAUUAACUGUGCAUAAACCUAACUUUUCUGAAUGUCAACAUUCACAUGUGUUGGUCGACAUAUUUAAUUCAGUUUUGUAUUUUGUAACGAAAAACUCCAAGAAUUGUAUUAUCAUUUGAUUUUGGGCAAUAUUUAGUAAGGACUACCUUGUUUUAUAAAUAAAUGAUUUUUAUGUGCA
This is a messenger RNA of Diabrotica virgifera virgifera (western corn rootworm), 12701 nucleotides long. It is a transcript of the gene Fbxo42, whose product is annotated as F-box only protein 42. The coding region runs from base 157 to 1746 and encodes 529 amino acids. NCBI's taxonomy places the organism in Eukaryota, Metazoa, Arthropoda, Insecta, Coleoptera, Chrysomelidae. The transcript has 5 exons. Gene Ontology annotation, molecular function: protein binding. The record is from RefSeq and is a predicted model, not a curated record.